GGUGCUGAGAUGAUGUCGAAUGUGUUGUUAAAUCAGUACAAUCUUAUCUUUCACCUGUAAAAUUCUUAUAAAACUUUUGUUAUUCCAAGAACUAUAAUAGUGUUGUUUUUCAUUGAUUUAUUUAUAGUAUUAGAAUCAGAUAUAGAAUAAUGGAUACCCUGAGGUUUUAUUUCGUGACCUGGAAUGUCGCAACUAAGUCUCCAGGUCAAGACCUUAACUCAUUACUGGAUUUUCCAUCUCAGUUCAAUAAAAACAAACCUUUACCAGAUUUUUAUGUCAUUGGAUUACAAGAAGUAAAAUCUCAACCACAGAACAUGUUAAUGGACAGUCUAUUCACUGACCAAUGGACAUCAAUGUUCAACAAAAUCCUGUGCAGACAGGGUUUUAUAGUUGCUAAAAAUAUAAGAUUACAAGGAAUUAUGCUGCUUGUGUACACUCAAAUGAAACAUGUGAUACACCUCAGAGACAUUGAAGCGCAAUACACUAAAACAGGACUUGGUGGUUUAUGGGGUAACAAAGGAGCUGUAAGCGUCAGGUUUAAUAUUUACGGAUGUUCGGUGUGCCUUGUAAAUUGUCACUUGACCGCCCACGAACAUUUGCUCGCGGACCGCAUUAACGAUUACAACACCAUCAUCAAGGAACACGGCUAUCAUCUCACCGAGACUUCAAAUAUUCUAUACCAUGACUACGUGUUUUGGCUCGGUGAUUUGAAUUUCCGUAAUCACCACCCAGCGACCUCCAGUCCGACGUCAGAAGAAAUCGUUGCUGCACUACAGAAGGUGGAGAAAGACAAGUACACUUCGCUUCUGAAGCACGAUCAGUUGCUAGCGGUGAUAGAAAGUGGGGAAGCGUUUUCAGAAUUCAUGGAACCCGAGAUAAGAUUUCCGCCUACCUAUAAAUUUCUCAUGGGAACAGACGAUUAUGACUUAAAACGUAAACCAUCAUGGACAGACAGAAUAUUAUACAAAGUGAUAGCAAAUAAUUACGAAAACAUCACACUGAGAGCCGACCUGAUAUCUUACCACCACAUACCGCACUACACGGUCAGUGACCACAAGCCCGUGGUCGCACAGUUUAACAUUAAGAUACGAUGCUCUCAAUCUGUAGCUGUGCCGAAGAUCAAGAGGGCACAGAUACGCAUGCGAUCAGCUGUGAUAGCGCCUGAAGGUAUUGCUCCCGCUUCAGCAAUAUUUGAACCGAUAGCUGCAUUUUCUGCUGUAGAAGGAGACGUAAUGCCAGAUUCAAAUGAAUCUGAAGCUGAGGCGUUUUCCAACUUCACAGUGAAGACGGUGGAGUUCGCUCCGAUCGUUCGUAUCUGGUACAUCGGUGACGCAGAUUUUAGGACACAGUGCACGCUGUCCCCCGACGUUGAGAUCAAUCCCAAUGAUUGGAUUGGGAUAUAUGAUGCCAACUUCCACAGUCUUGACGAUUACAUAGCGUACGAAUAUCUGGCUAAAGUGAACCUCACCGAAGACGCGUCGGAGGCCGGCCAGCCUCGAACGAUAACGCUCAGCUUUCCCGUCGGGAGUGGAGUGAGGACGCCUGGCUUCUAUAGGUUCAUAUACUUCAGCCAACCGAACAACGAUGUUAGGAGUGUUCUAGGUAUUUCUGAACCAUUCGAGGUAAGCAGUAAAGAAGACAUGUUAGUAACGAUCGAUCCGUGUGUCGAAGCUUCGACCAGUACAUCAGCCGGUACGUCCAAACCCUCGACCGCCACGACUGACAUUUUCACGGAUUUCACGGGACUCGAUGUCGCGAAACUGUCCCGCCAUUUCUCGAACGAUCUUAGUUUUGACUGACUAAAAGGUUACCUGCCUGGUUCGCCGGCAACGAGACGAAGGGAUGGCCUGUAAUUCCAUAUUUUAUCUUGCCAUUUCUUCAAAGUAUGUCACAACGUUAUUAUGCAAAAGUCUAAAUGUUUUUAAGCGAUUUGUCCUGUAAUAGAACAAUUCUAUCAGCAAAUUUUUCCGUGAAAAACUUGUCAAAAAUUAUGAUUAAAGUAUAUAGUGUAUAUCAUAAAUAUUUUGACGGCGAAUUGUACUUUGAAUUCUUUAGACGUUGAUUAUUAUCAAAAAUAUAUUAAAUUAAAAUAAUAUAAUUAUUUUUGAUGAUUAAAAUGUCACUAAAGUUUAACGCAUGCGUACUUUAAUUGCGGAUUUUUGCCUAUUAAUAGGUAUGGAUUGCUCAGUAAUAUGACUUGUGUCAUAUCUUCUUCAUAACAUAAAUUUCACUUAGGGAAAAGUUAUUGCAAUAGUCACAAGUAGUCACAAAAUAAAAUAAAAACAUAUAUUUAGUUUUGUAAUAUUUAAAUAAAUAAUAAAUACAAUUAAAAUAGUUUUGAGAAAAUUAUAGUCGUACAAUUUUGGAAUGAAAUAUUAAUGGAGCUUUGAGAAAUAUAUUAAAAUUACCAUCACAGGCGACCGACAUUUUAAAAUUUUAAGGUCAAAUUGUUUAUAAGACUUUUGAUGAAAUUUACCAUUCCAAAACCAAUAUUUGUAUGCAAUUUAAUAUGAACCUUAUGUAUAUUAUACGGCAUAUUUUAAUAAAAACUUGGCUAGGUGUAAUUAAAACAUAUAGAGCUUCAUUGUACGAGCAACACCCCAUGGCUUUAGACAAUAAAUAUUGUAAUGCUUGUUGUAACAUAGUUAAUGAUAAUACAUAUUUUGUGAUUCCGUUAGUACAAUUUGUAUAAAAAUGUACAUUAGACUUAGAUUAAUUUGUAGAUAUUAUAUGUAAUUGUUAUGUAAAAAUUAUGCCAUUAUCUCGUUCAAUGAUAUAUAGUUAUCUUAAGGGUAAUGAAGUUUAUUCCACAUGUAUCACAUACAAAUAUAGUAGAUAAAUAAGUAAAAUUAAAAAAAAAAAAAAACUAAAAUUAUCGGUAUAAUAUUAAACUGCCUCGGUGGUCUGUUGUAUGUCUUAUAUGUCUGACCGUACAUGCUAGUUGUAUGUAAGGUCAGAUCACAUCAUGUUUAUGGGUUUUUCUGUCAAGGGAUUCUAAAUAGCAACCCGGUCUAUAUACAGCUUUUGAUUAUCUUUUAGAAUAGCCGCCCUGAAUAUUUUAUCAGGAGUUCAUUCAUACUCUUAAAAUCGUAUAUUGUUUCAUGAUUUGCUUUAUAUACGUAGAGUAUUAGAGAAAACUGCAAUGGAGUACUCAGACAUAUCCAAAAAUAUCAAUUUAUGAAUCUUUGAAUAACGUUUUUUUAAUUCACAAGGUCACAUCUAUUUAAGGAUAAGGAUUAGGUUUGUUACACGUUUGCGUAAAAUAAGUUUUUAAUUUUUAUAUGAAAAAUGUUUUUUUUUUUUUUUUUACAUAAUUACAUAAAUUGAAGUGACUCAGUACAUAAAUAUUAUGUGUAAGUAAUUUAAGUCUCUUGAAAGACUACUUGAAAUAUAUACAUAUGUGUUACUAAAACAACAAACGAGUGUUAUUAAAAGUCAUAUUUUUUAAACGAUAGAAUUGAAAUGCAUUCGAGAUUUGUAGUUGUCAAAGGCAAAAUUUCAACAAGUUCAAUGCAUUUUCACUUCUGUUUGUCGAUUUUUUAUUCGGUAAUUGUUGACAUGCUUUAGUGUUUAAAAACAAAAAUUAGAAACAGGACGGUAUAAAGUAUCAUUCAUGUUAGCAUUUAAAGCAGUUGAUGGAAGUUAUUGUGGUCGAAUUAAGAUUAGAACAAUAGUUCGAGUAAAUAGUAACUUAAAUUAUAUGAAAAUAAUAUUUUUAAUGGCCUAUAUCUUUUAACGAUAUUAAUAAACACAAUGUUAAUGUUAUUUAGUUAAAUUAGAUAAAAAAAAUACUUUUUCACUAGAAGCAGUGUUACCCUAUGGCAUUUAUAGAAAUAAAAAAAAUAAAAAAAAAAUUAAUCACAUUCUUUGCAAAACACUUUUAAAGGCAAGUACAUAAUUAUUAUAAUAUAAUAAUUAUGUACAACUAAUUUAAUUUACAUGAUUAAAUUAAAUUAAACUUAUAAUAUACAGCCAUAUAGUAUGCGUUAAAAAUAUACGAUAUCACUAUAAUUAUGUUUUCUUUCCGUAUACAUAUAAAUAGGCAUUAUUUGUAAAUGAGUAUUUUGAGCCUUUGCCUUAAGAUUCUAUGUAGGUCUGGCUUGACGAUCCCUAUAGGACAAUAAUUAUGGCUCGAGAUACUUGCUAAUAUCAAUAAAUUAAUAUUAUAUUAUAUUGCUGUUGAGGCGUGUUGAUCGUGUAAUAUUUACUCACAAUGGUACGGUAGAAUACUCGCGCUAAGUUAAAUAAUAAAACACAAUGUCGUUAGACAAUCGGACUCGCACCAAAGUUUGAAGAUUAAGGACUUGCUUUCAUUUCAGUUAAAAAUAAAAUGAGCGAAGUAUUUCUUUACCCGCAAUAUUAUAGUAUCAUAAAAAAUUCAUGUUAUUAUUCAUGUUAUUAUAUUAAUUCGAAUAUUAUCCGAAAAUAGAGUUUAUAGAUAUAGACAUUAUAAAUUAUUCCAGUUGUCCUCUAGUUACGAUUCAGUCGAGGUUUAUUUUUAUGAGCAAUUGAAUCGGUACGCACCGUCACCGUAAAUUAGUCGAAUUGGUCUCAGGUUAUCUCAUAGUACCUACAACGUAUUCGUCUAAUGAUAAUGGAAAUUCCGCGCGAAUGGAUCAAUCCUAAUUAUUGUAGUAAUUUAUCUGAUUGCAUGAUUUGAUUUGGGGAGUCGAGGCGCAACUAACUGACGUAACAACGUAGUAGAUUAUACUAAUAGCUAACGCUAUCGAGUGAAUUCUAACUGUAUCAAUUAUAUACAUACCAGCUGACCGUCCCGAUUUCGAACGGGUAAGAUUCAUACAAAGUAACGCUUUUAAUUUUUUAAUUUAGUUGAAAGCUUAUGUUCCAAGUUUCAGAUGGUGAAAAAUCUAUUUUGUAAUAUGAUCUUUGUAAAAUCUUUCUUUCGUAAAGUGUUCACUAUUUCAAUUGAAACGCACCCUUAUCUACUGUGUUUUAAUAUUUUGUUUUUUCGAGUUUUAAUGUUUCGUUUUUGAACGUGUCUCGAUGUGUCAAAUGUCAGUUCAAAAUCAAUGUAUAGUAAAACAUUAUAUUAUGACGUGAAAUGUAGCUCAAAAAGUAUAAAUACUUGCUAAUAAACGUUAUAAAGCGGUUUUAAGCAAUCUUUCUUUUUCUAUCGAAUGUCAAAUUACUGAUGUCAGAAAGAAAUAAAUAGUUUCAUAAAUAUUUACCCGCUUAAACGUUUUUGCAACCAACAUUUAAUCACUAUUUGCCAAUAAAUAUCGGAAAUAAUCCUAAUCGAUUUUUAAGGUUUUUAAUACUUCAGUUCAAUUAUAAGUGCCGUUAAACCCGACGUGACGUCAUCAAAUUUCAAAUGUCAUAUUUUUAUCAGUCAAAAUAUCUUAUGGCUUCUCGAAAUUAUCUAUUUUAUUUAUGAUCAAGAAUAGUUGUCAGUGUAGGCGACUUUGACAUUUCAUCUUUGAUCUUCGAUUGUCAGUUUGUUGAAUGGUAAUUAGGGCGUUGAUCAAAAGUAAAUAUUAUAAGCCUUCCAGAAAUCGUUUAAGUAGCUUAUACAAUCUUUUUAUUACGUAAACAUAGUUACGGUGUAUUUUUAAAAUGAUUUUUGAAACUUUUUUUUUUAAAUAUAAAAAUUAUUUGAGUUAAACGUACGUAAGUAGAUAAACAGAUCGUAAUUGUAGUUUUGAUCUACAUUUCGGAUUCAAUACAAUUAAAAAAUUUAAAAAAAAAAUCUUGUAAAUAAACUGGUCAGGCCGGAAUUCGUAUGCGUAAAAAGCUUUGAGUUUAUAUUUUUAAUUAAACGAUUGUAUAUACUGUCAUACAAUCAGUAAUGAGCCAGGUGCUACAUAUAUAAUAAACAUCUAACCGCAUACCCAGUUUUUAUUUUAUUUUAUGCGCUUGUUUAAAUAUCUUGUUAUAUUUUUGAAACUGCCAAAAUUAAAAUUUUAUGUUUAUUUUAAGAAAAUGCUUAAAAUUUACAUGUUUUUAUUGUCAUAACGAUUAAUACUGCAAAAUAAAUAAAUUUCACGUUUACCUACCUACUUUGACUCAUCUAUAAAAUACUGUUACGUAAUGGUAUCCACCAUUAAUAGAGAUCUGUCUUAAAAUCCUUAAGUUUUCGUGCAUUGACUAGACUUUAUUAUGUUAUGUCUAAAACAUAUACUUAAAAAAUUAUUUUGUCCUUAGAGUAUAAUAAUAUAGAAUUUCUCAUUUGCAUUAGUAGUUUUCAUAUGAGUACGUAAUAAAUAAACAAAUGAAUCGUGGUAUUUACUUUUUGGACGACUUCAUUUUUUUUUCUUUCAGCCUUUGUUUUGUUGUGGUCCCAGAUAACUUAUUGUGAACUGAUUUUGAUAAUAACGCGUUUCUAAUGUCUAUAUUCGAUUGGUCAUAUCUCGGUAGCAUUUUGCUCGCUUGCUUUGAAUAAUGUGUAUAUGUUGCCCGAUAUCAUUGCCAAUUGUAAUUUACAAAUUUGAUUGAAGGUAAAUUUAAAAACGAAAUUUAAUUAAAGAAUUGUUUUUUAUUUUUAUUUACUUUAAAGAUAUAUAAUAUGUAUAACGUAUGAAGUAAUUAUAUAACUAUACGUUUUAAAAAUUAAUGCAACGCAUGCAAGCACAAUUGCCCUAUUUUUCCAUUUCAUUGAAUGUUAAACUAAAUAGACCCAUAAUUAGCUUGGAGCGAUUAAAAUUAAUUACUAGCACUUUAUCUUAACAUAAUGUGACGAAAUUUCUUAUUACAUGAUAAACCACAUUCACUUUCAACCUUGCGCUAAUUUAUCAAUCAGUUCUAUCUUUUUAGUACAAUGGCAUUUGUUGUUUUUAUUAAAGUUUUUAAAUUGUCACGUUUUAGUGAACGGUAUUAUUUUAAAUUGUUCUAUGGUUUCAUAUUUCGUAUAUCGAAAAAAAAAACACUAUUUUACGUCAUGUAGGCUCAUUAUCAAAUUUAUAUUUGUAACAUCUAUAUAUAUUGGCACGCGACUAUAAUAAAAAAAAAAAAAAAAAAACAAAAAAAAAAUCGGACAAAAACCGUUCCAAUUACUUUUUCCGGUAAAAAAAAUCCCUUUAUAGCUUUCGGUUAUGGCCUUGUCUCAUUUUAUUACGAUAGUUUUUCUUGGGGACAUAAGUUAUUUAUGAAAAAAUUAUCAGUUUCUAAGCAAUUGUGACAAGCCUAGUUAUCGAUACGUGCCGAAAUCAAUAAUAUUAUCGUUUUUUUUUGUAGAUAAGGAUCGGAAUACUAAAAUAUGUUCAAUACGAUAAUUAUUAUUUCAUGAAACGAAAUGGGAGUUUUGGUUUAUAAAUAACUUUGUAAAUUAUUUCGACUUGAUAAUUGAGAUUUGUUAAAGCGCAUUGAAUCGGGUUCGAUUUAUUUUAACUAAAUUGAUUUGUAUAGAUAGGUUUUAUUCGUAUUUCGUGCGUUUAUAGGUCAAAGUGCGAAAUAUAAAUUUAUUAUGUAUGCGUAGUACAUGUUAUGAUACAAUAUUUCGUAUAUUGUGACCAAAUUUAUUUUAUCAUUUUGGUACAAAUAAUAAGCAUUUUGACUGUAACAAAUAAACUAUCUUUAAUGUAUGAGCCAAUGUGGCUCAGUUGAUAGAACAUGUAGAUGUUAAUUGUAACGCCAGUAAUUUAUACAUAUACUGUAUUUUGGUUCAUAAUUCAUCUCGAGUUCCGCGGUAAAGGAAAACUUUGUGAGGAAACCUGCAUAUGUCGGAAUUCUGACACAUGUAUUUCGAACAAACGGCUGAGAUCGAUGGAUUUAGGUCUAAAUCCUUUUACUUAACAUAGGGGCGUUAUCCUUCUGUGAAAUUACAUAGUACUUUGAUGUGAGAACGAUAAUAAUAUUGUAAUUCAUUGUUAUUUUAAAUAAUGAAGCUCGUUACAGUGAAGAUAAUGAGAGAUUUACAAGUAAAGCUAAAAUCUAGAUACGUUUGUAUGAAGAAUAUGUAAGAUCAGGAUUACGAAAAGUGCAGGUCUUCAAACAGGACAAUAGUGAAUGGAUACGAUUUAUAUCUUUCGCCUUCGCAAAAUGUUCGUGUAAUCGUUUUAAUGUAACUGCUUAUAAUUAUAGCAUGUUAGGCUCAAAUAUACGAGUAUAUGUAGAGCUCAUUUGUGACAAUAAUUUUAUAUUAAAUUAAUCAUCGUUAUGUCUGUUUUUAAAGGCGCUCCGUCGUUCGUUGAUGGAUGUGUUAUUAAUUGGAUUCGACUUUACCGUAUUUUUGUUUCAAAUGAAUAUUGAAUUUUAUAGAAUUCAAAUUUAAUAACGCGUUUUUAUGUCAUCGGUGUUUUUUUAUGUAUGUGUGUUUGUGUAAGUAUAAACGUGGAUUUCUUUCGCUCCGUUUUAAAUAUAUAUCGGAUAAUGAUAUCUACUCUAAACCUAACAAUAUUUGUGAUGAUCAUCUGAUUGAAUUUUCACUUAAUUAAUUAGAUAAAUCAGUUUUAAAUGUUUGUGGUCAGAUGGAAAUAUUAAUUUAAAUUAUACCUUUUUAAUUUAUCCAUGGACAUUUAUAUAUCUAUAUAGUUAUCGCUGUAAGUGCUAUCGAGUUGCGAGAAUGGGAGAUUUAUUUAACUCGAACCGAGCUUAGCCUAUCACGUCUUUAAUUAGAGCAAGUAUCUGAUAGAAUGUAAACAACGUCGAGCCUUGAAAACUAUUUACUUUGUGUAGGUAUAAUGGUUAGAUGUAUUUUCAGUCGAGACCUUGUGACUUUGAAAGUGAAAUUCUGUACUAGAAUCUAAUUCCUUUUUAAUGGUUAUUGAAAGCGAAUACGGCACACAUUAGUUCACACUAUAUAAACCGGUUUUCACGAUCGAUCUUGUUUAGAUAAUGUUCGUAAUAAAAAAUAGAUUCAACAACAAAAAUGUGCACGUAUCCAAUUCUGAUAAAUUUAAUAUUUUUCACGGCAAGUUGAGAUGGACCAUUAGUUAGAACGCCUGAAUCUUAACCGAUGAUCGUGGGUCAAACCCAGGCAAGCACCACUGAAUUUUCAUGGGUUUAAUUUGUGAUUGUAAUUUAUCUUGUGCUUGACGGUGAAGGAAAACAUCAUAACAAACCUGCAUGUGUCUAAUUUCACUGAAAUUCUUCCACCAAUCCGCAUUGGAGCAGUGUGGUGGAAUAAGCUGCAAACCUUCUCCUCAAAAAAGGAGAGCAAACCUUAGCCCAGCAGCGGUAUAUUCACAGGCUGUUAUUUUUUUCCGAAUCCGGGUUCCAAAUCCAAAUCAACACCACUCUUAAUAAUUAAAUGACGAAAACCCUCGUUUUACUAAAUAAGAUCAUCGAAAAUAUAAUGUCUUUCAUGCAGAAUAGAUUGUGAAUAUUGGUUUUUAACCAAAAUGAAACGAUAUUCACACGACAAUAAAGUAUCUUAAUAACACAAUUACAGUAAGUUAUAAAUGUAAACGGCACACAUUAUACUACACGGAUACAUUACUUAUGAUUAUAUCAUUCUUAUUGGAUGAUUUAAUUAUCAAUUGCGUAGUAAUCAAAGUAAUUUUGACUAAAAUUUUAGUGUUGUUUCCACUAAAUUAUAGACAAAUAAGGUGAUUUCUAAAAUGAUUAUGGUUUUCAAAUAAAAAUAUUUACUCGUACUCUUCGUCACACACGUCAAGACACUUGUUUGCAAGCAUUAUAAUCUUUUUAUAAUUGUUUAUAAAUCAUUAUUUCCAGUUAAUGUUGAAAAUAUUUUUUUUUUUAAUAAUAAAGUGUUUAUUUUUUAUUGUUCUUUAGUUAUGGCGAUUGUUUAUAUGGGUUCCGCUAGAGUGUGUGUAUACUUUUAUAAUAAGUAAGUUGAUAACAUAAGUGUAAUAUGAUCGUUCAUACGGUUUAAUUAAUAUAGCAAUUGUGUUUAGAGACGUUUAACAUGCAAGAAUAGGGAUAGAACGGAGGGAUAUUUACAUAUUAACAUCAGCAACGUAAUGUACCACCGAUAUAUAAAUGAGUACAGAAAAUUUUAUCGUUUUGUUAAAUUGGCAUAAUAUUUAUGAAUAAAUAGAAAGUAAGAAUAAAUGUAUAUUAUAUUAUUAGCACGCUAUGUGAAAUUAGUCGUGUAAAAAUAAUUUAUUAUUAGAUUAUAUUUAUUAGAUUAAUUUGCAAUUUGUUGAUUGUUAUUUUUUUAAUGUUACCUCUAAAUAUGCUUGCCAUCGAUGUUUUAGAAUAAUUUUUAAUUUUAAAAUUGUAAGAAAAUGACAUUAUCGGGAUGUGUAGUAAGUAUUAGAGAAAAAUAUUGCUUGUUGCAGAGUGAGGUCAUGGUUAUGGGAUAGAUUAUAUAAGAAUACUUUAACUAUCACUUCGUUUGACAAUCUGCGUCUUGUUUUGUUAUAGUUAGUACAAAUAUGUUAGUCAAAAGAUAUAAUUAGCUGCAAUAAAAUAAUUGAUAUAGUGAA
This is a messenger RNA of Nymphalis io (European peacock), 10346 nucleotides long. RefSeq names its product inositol polyphosphate 5-phosphatase K-like. Gene Ontology annotation, biological process: phosphatidylinositol dephosphorylation. The transcript is spliced from 10 exons. Bases 150 to 1799 code for a protein of 549 amino acids. Gene Ontology annotation, cellular component: ruffle; plasma membrane; cytoplasm. The record is from RefSeq and is a predicted model, not a curated record. Lineage: Eukaryota; Metazoa; Arthropoda; Insecta; Lepidoptera; Nymphalidae. Gene Ontology annotation, molecular function: phosphatidylinositol-4,5-bisphosphate 5-phosphatase activity.